Messenger RNA from Amoebophrya sp. A25, 3845 nucleotides. Lineage: Eukaryota; Dinophyceae; Syndiniales; Amoebophryaceae. The record is from the annotation of a GenBank genome assembly.
AGUAGCAUGUUGAAGUAUGCCGAACCCGAACUGGGAGCCUUUUUUAGAUUGACGAUACUGCUAGCACAAAAUGUAGUGAAGUACGUUUAUCAUUCGUUGUUUUCUGAAAAAAGUUUGCAGAGCCAGGUGGGCAAGUAGCGUUGCUCCUUGAAUAUUGAUUAGGUGAGCACUCAGUAGGAGGAAAUAUUAGCCACCAAUUCAUUGUGUUUGGUAGGCAAUUUAUGGUUCAUAUGGGGUGACGAAAGUAGAAAAGGUUGUCGUGUGUUUUGCCUGCCCGUCCCUCGACACGGGAGUUACCAGUGAGGGCGACCGAGCCCGCAACAAAAAAAUUCGAAGUGCCGCAUCUUCUGGGCAGCAUCUGAAUACUGAGGCAAAAAUGGCAGCCUUGUCGGACGAGAUCCGCGCGCAGUUCGCGGAGCUGCAGGCCCUUUUCGAUGAUGAGGAUGUCGACUAUGCGGCAGCCUUGGCGAAAGUAGCGGAGAUCGAAGAAGCCUUUGACGGGGAAGCCAUUCCCAAAGAACUGUGUCGGUCGCGCAUGUUCUGCCUUCUCAAACUGGGGAAGUACGCGGAGGUCUUAGCGGCGCAAGGCGAGAGCUCUGCUACAGUUAAGAGAAAAAGUUGAAGUCAUUCUAUCGUGGAUAAGAUUUUGUGAUAAAUCUUUUCUAGAAGUACAGGAAUUGUGUCAAUAGCAGUUACGACUGUUGUCCAAAGGGAUAACCACCUUUGACUUUGUAGUAACGAAGAUGCAGAUAAUUUCCCCGGUACUUAGUGUCUUCACUUUCUUGGGCAAAUUCCCGAAUAGAUUUAAAUCAUUUCUUUUUCCCUCUCCACAUGCACGACAUGCACCUCUUCUUCAUAUUUUAGCAGGCGUACGCAAAUUACAAGCUCGGAAACAUCAACCCGGCAAAGAAGCUCCUCGAUGACGAUUCUGCGAUGGAAGUGGAGGAUGAAGAUGAUAUCUUUCCUGGAACGUUACGAGCUCAAAUAGCAUUUCGAUCCGGUGAUAUGGCGGGAGCAAAAAAAGGAUUCGAAGGUAUAGCAUCAUUGUACAUUCUUCGUGGGUGAAGUGCUCGCGGAUUUCUGGGCACUUUUCCUACCCUCCAGCAUUUCUUAUCGUUACUCUAUGGUGGAACUAAAAGUAAGUUAAUCAAGUUCAAGUUCUGUUUGGCUACUCUUGUUGUUUGAAGAACCACAGAUAUUAUGGUAGUAGAUUGGAUUGGCAAUACAACUACUUUUCUUCGAUGUCGAAAAAACAAUAACAGAUAUCCUAAACACUGGUGUGGAAGACGUUGCUAUCAAUGUAGCUGCCUCGCAAAUAGCAUUGGGACAGCAUUCGCUUGCCUUGAAGACGUUGCGAAAGGGAGAAGUCAUUUCGGAGUAUUUUUAGACCCUAAAAGUUGUUUACUUUUUUGGAUAUUACCCAACUAUGUUGCAUUCCAUAAUAAAGUUUGGAUAAUUUUUAGCGAACAAAGGUCACAGCCACAACGAAUCGAACGAACAUCGAUUCCCUUUUUUAUCAAAGAACCUUGUCUACCUUUGAAAGCGUUACUGCCUCCACGACUCUCACUCUUCCACUACUUUCUCCAGAUGGGUGACGUUGUACAACCAGGGAUGUGCGGAAAUAAGUGUGGGCAACACAAAUGCUGCACUAGGAACGCUGGCAAAAGCGCUGAAACUUGCCACCAAGGACGAAGACGCGACGCAAGACGAGCUCGCAAUGGUACGCGGGCAGCUGGGUGUCCUCUAUCAGAGAAUGGGUCGCGAUAAGGACGCCGCGGAUUGCUAUGAGAAAGCUGGCGACAAGAACCCUGCAGUGCAGGGCGUUAUCACGAACAAUCAAAUCGCUCUCAAGGCGAGUGACAGUAAUUUUCUGCUUGGAUUGAAUGGAUUUUUACUAAUCGACGGCACGCCUAAAGUUAUACAAAGAACCUCUAGUACUAGUUGUAGUACUUGUACUACUAGUAUAUGAUCUUGCUACCUCCAUUUCCAUGGUCCCCUCCGCAGGUACGAAGGUAAAUGAUUUUUUGAAGAAGCUGGAUGCAGUGAAGGAAAGCGUGGCUAAGAGCGGAAUCCAAGGAGAGGUCCUGACUCUGAAUAAAGCGUUGCUUAUGGUCCAGGGUAAAAAGGACCAAGCAACGGCAGCUGUUGCCGAGGUGCGGGAUGCCAGUGUAAAAACAUUGCUGGAAGCCGCAAUGGCGUAUCAAAAAAAGGACCUACAAAAAUGCGAGCAAAUUCUGAAAGCAAGCAACGCGCCAGAGGCGGUGGCGGCACUAGGUACUUUAUCUGCUCACCAGUCGAUAUUUUCCUUGCGAGAACAGAGUCCACUGUAAUCCAGGCAUCCCCGCGUCUAUUCGAUCGCUCCAUCAGUCUUGUUCCAAGUAAAUUUUGUUGAUAGAAGACCAAGACUUAUCAUCGUCCCUAUACCUAUUUUCGAGUUUAUUUCUAGAUUCUACUUGUGUCUGAAGAUAGAUGUAUUAUGAUCUUCCAGGUGAGUUCUACGCAGUUCACCAGAAGGAUGAAGCCAAGGCCGUUUCCUACUACGCAAAGCUGCCGGUGGAAGAUAGAAUUGCGGCAUUAGACACGAUAUGCGCAUUCUCGUGGCGACAAAAAAAGGCGGACGAAGUAAUUAAGAACCUCCGGGAAGCCAUAGAAAGUGUGAAGAGCGACCAAAAGAAGCUGCAGGUACAACAAUACUUAACCUUUUCGUAUGUCGCUAGUAAAGUGCAAUCACUCUGGUGCUGUGAUAACGUUUUAACCAAUUAUGUUUCUUUCAAAAGAUAUCCCUUUCUUCUUAUUUUCUUUUGUCUCAUUGUCAUUCCUCUCAACGAUUUUCUUAAAUACGCCACAGUCUGUGUUGCGUACGGGCAUGAAGUGGGCACGGGAACUACGUGACAGCACGUUUCAAGCGGAGGUCGCGCAGCUCUACCUCGAACAGGUGGACAAAGACGACGCUUACUUUGCGCAGCAGCUAGUGCUCCCGCUAGCGGCAUUCGAUGCGUCGCGGGCUGUAGAACUCGCGGAGGACCUGGUCUCGAAGAAGGCGGGCGAAAGGGCACUAGCCUGCGAUCCAGAGGAGCUGGAACAGAACGUGCCACUGCGCUUGAUGCAGAAGACGAGGCAAGCAGAGGCUACGACAGCAAGCAGCGAUGGUGCUGUCGGCGUGGAGGGUGUGCAACUGCUGAAGAAUAAGAGGAAGAGGAAGCCGAGGUACCCGAAGGGCUUCGACCCAGCCAAUCCGGGACCGGCACCGGAUCCGGAGAGGUGGCUGCCUAAGCACCAGCGGUCCACAUUCAAAAACAAGAAGAAGCGCGGCAACAAGCUUGCGCGAGGGCCGCAGGGUGCUGGUGCGGGAGCAGCAGAUCUAGAAGUCAAAAAAGGACCCACUACCAAAAACGUAGACAUCGCCACGGAGGAAGUAGCAAGAAAGGGGAAUAAAAACAAGAAGAAAAAGAAAUAAGCUACUUACUAGAAGGAUACACACACUUGUUUGAAUUAUAUACAGUUAAUUACUUCCCCUUUAAUCUUCUGAAUAUUCUUCGCAACUAGAGCACUACAUCAUGGAGAAGGUUCCAGCCUCGUCAUGAGACAGAACCCAAAAGAUCAAGGGUUGGCAGCAUUCCUCAGUAGCCCUGGUGAGUUGCCCCGUAUUGAUCUUUAGUCCGCGCGCGAGGACCUGACUUGCUCUAUCACGCCUGUACUAGAAUCUCAUACGCUUACCAUGAUAUGUGCCAGAAACGUGAUACUUUCAUCUGUCGCUUACCAUGACCCUCUAUUCUUUUGUCGCAUUCUAGACGCCCUCUUUACGUACGUAAGAGCAAGAUGGGUGUUCUCCAUCUCUCUUCCUG